Uranotaenia lowii is the source of this 649-nucleotide messenger RNA. RefSeq lists its product as uncharacterized. Gene Ontology annotation, cellular component: mitochondrion; mitochondrial small ribosomal subunit. Gene Ontology annotation, molecular function: structural constituent of ribosome. The record is from RefSeq and is a predicted model, not a curated record. Gene Ontology annotation, biological process: mitochondrial translation. The coding region runs from base 62 to 610 and encodes 182 amino acids. NCBI's taxonomy places the organism in Eukaryota, Metazoa, Arthropoda, Insecta, Diptera, Culicidae. The transcript is spliced from 2 exons.
UGCGCAAAAAAUAAACAUUGCUGUUUGGAAGUAAAUUUUACAUAACCGCACUGCCGACAGGAUGGCCACUGUUAAAUAUAUCGGCCGCACUACGGAUUUCCGUGGAAAAACGCUAUGGGAAAUCGUUGGUAAUCUGAAAAAUUUCGGGGUCGGCCGUGUGGUGGUGCGCAGCAUGAUGGAGCGCUAUCCCGAACCGAGUUUUAUGCGGAUAGUCAAGGUGGAAACCUUGCCCGAUGAGGAAAUACGCAAGGUGAAGGUAACCGUAGAAAAGACGUUCCGGGGACGAAAGUACCCCAAGUUGAUAGAAAUAAGCAGUGUCUCGUACAAAGCCGACUACCGAUUGCUGCAUAAACACGAAGAGGAAGCGUACUGCCGCGGAAUUGAGCAACCGGUAAAGAUUGUCCCCCGGGACAUCGAAAUGCCUCCUUUGUUGAGACAGUUUGUACAAAGAGAAACGGGAAAGGCCGAACCAAGAAUACCGGUAAGAUUGCGGGAAAGCAUUUACAAUAAUUAUCGAAUAGCUCGGGAAGGCGAAAACCCUACAGUGGAAAUAAGUAUGGGCCUUGGAAAACCUGCCAGUCCAAAUCUUUAUGCCGGUUGUGAGCUAUAAAGUCCGAAAGGAAUUUUGUUAAAUAUAGUUUAAUUUAAA